Salvelinus namaycush (lake trout) is the source of this 1256-nucleotide messenger RNA. Its product is annotated as adrenodoxin-like. The record is from RefSeq and is a predicted model, not a curated record. Gene Ontology annotation, cellular component: mitochondrion. Lineage: Eukaryota; Metazoa; Chordata; Actinopteri; Salmoniformes; Salmonidae. Bases 132 to 668 code for a protein of 178 amino acids. Gene Ontology annotation, biological process: P450-containing electron transport chain; positive regulation of oxidoreductase activity. Gene Ontology annotation, molecular function: 2 iron, 2 sulfur cluster binding. The transcript is spliced from 4 exons.
ACUUAAGGGUUGCAAGUGGGGUAAAUGUUUUGUGGUGCUUACAUUUCGCUCUCGCCUGGGUACAUUGAUUCACUCCUGAACUUGCAUCAAUUGCUAUAAUUUUGGCUAUUUUACAUCGACGUUGGGGCAACAUGUCGGUUGCGUCUGCAUCAAUACAGUUUUUUACUCGUUUGUUACGAUAUCGAACGAAAUGUGCCUUUCCGUUUCACGCAGCAUCUAGGAUUUUAAUAUCACCAUACCUGCCCCAGGUCUUUGGCGGUAAUAAGGUGCUACUGGGCACCAGUGCACAGACACUCAGGUCAGAGGAGAAGGUGACUGUCUAUUUCAUCAACCGCGAUGGGCGGAAGAUCACCACUUCAAGUGCCAAGGGCAACAGUCUUCUAGACCUGGUGGUCGAACAAAACCUAGAUAUUGAAGGUUUUGGUGUGUGUGAGGGGACCCUGGCCUGUUCCACCUGUCAUGUGAUCCUGGAUCAGAAGGUGUACAACCAGCUGGGGCCCAUCACUGAUGAGGAGAAUGACAUGCUGGACCUGGCCUUUGGCCUCACUGAUACGUCUCGUCUGGGUUGUCAGGUCUGCCUAUCCAGAGAUCUGGAGGGCAUAACGGUCCGUGUGCCAGACGGGGUGAACGACAUGCGGCGAUCUGACGAUGCUGGACCUACACUGUAAAGCAUCUUGUUGUUUUACAGUAUUAUACAAAACUAACAGUAAAGUACUAUAUUAAUGAUUAAUUGCCCUAAAUCGAAAUGCAAUCUGGGUGGUUUUAGGUCUAACUGAUUAAUUGAUACUAUACAAUUCCAAAGAAACUUGGUUUAACAGUACAUUCCUGUUAAAAAGCGCUAUAUUUCCAAUGGUACUGUAAUUCCACCCCACAGACUACUGUACUCUUCCCUGUAGUGGUUUCAUGUUAUUGUUGUUUUCAUUAACAUAUUAUGAGGUGUGCCUUGUAAGAGGCUGCAUUUGUUCCACCGGUUAGUGAGAGUGAGGUACCAAUUUAACUGAUACAGUAUGUGGUGGUAGUAGUGCCUCAACAAUUGAAUGUGCAUACAGUAGGGGACAGAUUGGAGUGGCAGCAAGUCUUACACCUUUAAUGGUUUAGUAUUUGCCAUGUUCUUUGGUCUGUUUUGCCCUUUAUUCACUGCCAGUUUAGAAACCUUUGUUAAGGCCUCUAGAAGUGCAAGUGGUAUACAGUACCAGUCAAAAGUUUGGACACACCUACUCAUUCAAGAGUUUCUUUAUUUUUACUAUUUUCUACAU